CAUUCAGUCUUACUUAAACCUCAAGGGAAACUGUCUAAUAAGACCUCCUGGGUUCAAGGAGCCACAGGAACAAAUCAAUAUUCAUGGACUACCUGAAGAACAGUAGAUCUCGGCGUGGGACAGGUAUCCCACUUGUUCAUGGUAAUUCCAGAAUGCCCUUAGCCACUUCUCGAGAGAGAUAUACUAACCAAAAUAGGAGCACAAAUCCACUUUCAAAAUGGAGGGGCAACUGUUAUGGACAGUAAGGGCCAGCCUAUUCACGUGUUAACUGUAAACCUGGAAGAUGAAUAUAGGCUCCACCAACAACCCCCUCCUUCUCCAUCCGAGAAUAUAGAACAGUGGUUAUUAGCCUUUCCUAAGGCGUGGGCUGAGACUGGAGGUGUAGGGUUAGCUAAACAUAGACCACCAGUUUAUGUAGAAAUUAAACCUGGAGCAGACCUGGUCAGAGUCCCCCAGUACCCUAUGUCACAAGAAACCCGGGAGGACAUAACCCCUCAUAUCUGGCGCCUAUUAAAAUUAGGAAUACUCCGACCCUGUCAGUCCGCCUGGGACACCCCCCUACUUCCUGUUCGAAAACCUCAUUCUAACGACUACUCACCAGUACAAGACCUCCGAGAAGUCAAUAAAUGAGUCAUGGAUAUUCACCCUACUGUCCCUAACCCAUACACCCUCCUUAGUUUUUUACUCCCAGAUCACCAGUGGUACUCAGUCCUAGACCUUAAAGAUGCUUUUUUCAGUCUACCACUGGCUCCAAAGAGCCAGGACCUGUUUGCCUUUGAAUGGACUGACCCGACAGAAGGCAUUAGCGGACAACUGACCUGGACGAGUUUACCUCAGGGGCUCAAAAUUUUGUCCACAAUUUUCGAUGAAGCACUACACGAAGACCUGGGUAAGUUCCGAUCUGACCACCCCAGUCUCACGCUGUUACAAUAUGUAGAUGAUCUCCUAGUUGCUGCAGCAGACUACAAGACCUGCCUCCAAGGAACCAGAGACCUGCUCCAAACACUAGGAGAUAUGGGGUACCGAGCCUCAGCCAAAAAGGCUCAACUUUGCCAGCCCAAGUCACCUACGGCACUGAACCCUGCCACCCUGUUACCAGAUCCGGAUUUGGGUGCUCCGCUCCAUGAUUGUGUCGGCAUUCUAGCUCAAGCGCACGGGAUCCGAGCUGACCUACGAGACACCCCCUUACCAGAUGCUGAGGUUACCUGGUAUACAGAUGGGAGCAGCUUUGUGCGUGGUGGACAAAGGUAUGUGGGAGCGGCAGUGGUGACGGAAACUGCAAUAGUUUGGGCUGAACCGUUACCGGCGGAAACAUCGGCACAACGAGCUGAACUAAUAGCAUUGACCAAAGCCCUAACUUUGGGAAAAGACAAAAAGUUAAAUAUUUAUAUGGACAGUCGUUAUGCUUUUGCCAUGGCACAUAUUCAUGGGACCUCACCUAUUACUCCCAGAUUCCAGUCUGAUUUGUUACGUGAAAUUGAUAAUUGUGAGCUCAUUUAUUCUCUUCAAGCCCUGCAACAAACACAACAGGACAUCUGGCCGAACUUAAGGGCCCUCUACCAAUCUAAUCUCCCUCCCGAACCUCACCAGUACCAGCCAGGUGAUUGCGUGUAUGUGCGGAGACAUCGACAAGAGACUCUACAACCUCGCUGGAAAGGACCCUACAUCGUGAUCCUGACCACACCCACCACCCUCAAAGUUGACGGAAUAACCUCUGGAUUCAUCAUACUCAUGUCCGCAAAGCCGAUCCUGUCCCUGACCAGGACCCACCAUGGCGCGUCUCCAAGGACCCCAACAAUCCGCUCAAACUAA
Orycteropus afer afer is the source of this 1812-nucleotide messenger RNA. RefSeq lists its product as uncharacterized. NCBI's taxonomy places the organism in Eukaryota, Metazoa, Chordata, Mammalia, Tubulidentata, Orycteropodidae. The transcript is spliced from 3 exons. The record is from RefSeq and is a predicted model, not a curated record. Gene Ontology annotation, molecular function: RNA-DNA hybrid ribonuclease activity; nucleic acid binding. The annotation marks the transcript as partial.